AUGGUGCGGGCACGUCCCUGGGCUGUUGUGCGGAGGGGUUCCGAAACCCGGGCACCCGAUGGGAUUUAUACACUGACCACUAAAAAUGGAAUGACCUACCAGACUUUCUGUGACAUGACCACUAAUGGUGGAGGGUGGACCUUGGUGGCCAGUAUUCAUGAGAAUAAUAUGAAUGGGAAAUGUACUGCUGGAGAUCGCUGGUCCAGUCAACAAGGAAACAAUGAAAAUAACCCCAGGGGAGAUGAUAACUGGGCAAAUUAUGCUACAUUUGGGACACCAGAAGAAGCCACCAGUGAUGAUUACAAAAACCCUGCAUUUUUUGACAUUAUGGCCAACAAUAUUGGAAUAUGGCAAGUGCCAAACAAGACACCACUAAACGUCUGGCGAAACUCCUCUCUGCUAAGAUUCAGAACCAAUAAUAACUUCUUGCAGAAUGAAGGACAUAACCUCUUCCAUUUGUACCAGAAAAACCCAGUUGUAUAUAAUGCUGGGAUCUGUCAGAAAGACAAUGGGCCAGCCAUCCCUGUUGUAUAUGAGUAUGGAGAUAAAGAAAAGACAGCUCAAUACUACUCACCGAAUGGAAGAACUGAAUUUGUUCCUGGCUAUAUUCAUUUUCGUGUCAUUAAUACUGAGAAGGCUGCCCUGGCUCUGUGUCCAGGAGUGAAAGUAACUGGAUGCCAUUCAGAACAUCACUGUAUCGGAAGCGGAGGGUAUGUCCCUGAAGGAAACCCCAGACAAUGUGGAGAUUUUGUAGCCUAUGACUGGAAUGGAUAUGGGACCCACCAACACUGGAGUAGCAGCAAGGAGAUCACUGAAGCCACUGUAAUGAUAUUUUAUCAAUAA
Molecule: messenger RNA, 843 nt
Organism: Nanorana parkeri
Lineage: Eukaryota; Metazoa; Chordata; Amphibia; Anura; Dicroglossidae
Product: intelectin-1a-like
Exons: 7
Coding region: 1-843 (280 amino acids)
Molecular function (GO): oligosaccharide binding
Source: RefSeq, a predicted model, not a curated record